AUGACCAAAAAAACACCGGAAAACGCAAAUGGAAAGCUAUGCUCUUGUUUCGAAGGGAAGAGACCCCAAAUCUACUUGGAAGAGCCACACAGACUGACAGUUCCCAUAGUUAUCAGCAAUUACAAAUAUAAAACACCGGUUACCGUUAAUAGAGCGACAGAAAGCAAUAAAGCGUUCCGCAACAAAGACAAAUAUGAGAAGCACUCUAAAGGAACAUUGUACAACCGGUACAAACAACGUAAAGCCUUGAAGCGUCAGCAAACCGAACACGAGAAGGAACUGAAAAGAAUCGAAGAAGAUACGAUAUCAAAAGCGAACCGGGUGAGGGAAGAGGAAUUCCUCCAGCGGUUAUUGAAGCAACAACAGCACCAACAAGACUUUAAAAGAAAACACCAACAUAAAGUUGUUACACAAACAUUCGAACCGAAUAAGAAAGUGAAAAAAAUCCGCCAAGGAAAAGCGAUAAUCGCCAAACCGAAAGCUCAAUCGAAAUAUGUGACUGUUAAAAAAUUGUAA
Molecule: messenger RNA, 516 nt
Organism: Diatraea saccharalis (sugarcane borer)
Lineage: Eukaryota; Metazoa; Arthropoda; Insecta; Lepidoptera; Crambidae
Source: the annotation of a GenBank genome assembly